Danio rerio (zebrafish) is the source of this 729-nucleotide messenger RNA. NCBI's taxonomy places the organism in Eukaryota, Metazoa, Chordata, Actinopteri, Cypriniformes, Danionidae. The record is from RefSeq and is a predicted model, not a curated record.
UUACGAGUCUAAUAGACCUCUGUUGUGGAGUGCGCGCGCGCGCGUCUUUUUUCCCUUUGAGUCUGUGUGUGUGUGCGCGUUCUUUCGUACGCCAGCAUCAGUUUAGUGUGUGUGUGUGUGUCUUAGUCUUUUUCUUCGUGAGUGUGCGCGCGCUCUCGUGCGUCAGCAUCAGGUCAGUCUCGUGCGUGUGCGUGUGUGUGUGAGUGUUUUUCCGCAUCAGGUCUUCAUGAUCAUCACUGUGGGAAUAUAGAAAUCCUCUUUAUAAACUUUAUUUGUGGAUUAAACGGAGCUGCAGAAGCGAUGCAACAGCAGCAGCCCAGCGCAGACCCCGCCGAUGUGUUCAUGAAGCGUCGGCGGACGGCCCUCUGGUGCUCCGUGUCUUUGUUUGCUCUUUCUGUGCUGGUUCUGGUGAUCGGGCUGCUGUCGGCCACACACACUGAUAAUGUGGCCGUUUCUGGAUAUUAUCCUGGCAUUAUACUGAGUUUUGGAUCGUUCCUCAGUGUGGUUGGUCUGAAUCUGGUGGAGAACCGCAGGCCGAUGCUGGUGGCCUCCAUCAUCUUCAUCAGUCUCGGGGUGGUGUCGUGUUUUCUCUGCUCCAUCAUUGACGGCAUCAUCGCUGCUGAAUUCAUUGUGAGUCUUAUUGUGUGUUCUUGUGUGUACUUGUGUACUUUUCUUUGUGUGUGUGUGUGUGUGUGUGUGUGUGCAUGUGGUGUUUAUUGUGUUUGUUGA